Messenger RNA from Sphaerulina musiva SO2202, 3058 nucleotides. RefSeq names its product Ku family DNA helicase. Gene Ontology annotation, biological process: cellular response to X-ray; cellular response to gamma radiation; telomere maintenance. Gene Ontology annotation, cellular component: Ku70:Ku80 complex; nucleus. Lineage: Eukaryota; Fungi; Ascomycota; Dothideomycetes; Mycosphaerellales; Mycosphaerellaceae. The record is from RefSeq and is a predicted model, not a curated record. The coding region runs from base 220 to 2406 and encodes 728 amino acids. Gene Ontology annotation, molecular function: double-stranded DNA binding; telomeric repeat DNA binding; damaged DNA binding. The transcript has a single exon.
UUUAGUAGAUACAUAUCGUGCCUUACGGCUAAACCCACUAGUGUACCAGAGCGGAGUCAAUUAUAACGAAUCCCGGUAUUGACCGUAUUGUACCAUCCCCAUGCAAGUAGGCAACCACAGGGCGGUAGGCGCCUACAGGUAUCCCGUCGCCGAACAUGCAAAUAUAAUGCACCAUCGUCGUCUGCGCGUACCACCGUCUGCCCUGCCCUGCGAUCCAAGAUGGCAUCAAAAGAAGCCACCGUAUACAUUGUCGAUGUCGGUCAGACAAUGGGCGAAAAGAGCCGCCAUGACCGGACACGAUCCAACCUGGACUGGGCCUUGGAUUAUUUCUGGGACAAGCUCACCACCACCAUCGCCAGCGGUCGGAAGACAGCCAUGGCCGGCGUGAUUGGCCUCCGUACAGAUGAAAGCAACAAUGAAUGGGCCGACGACGACAACUACCGGAAUGUCAGUGUCCUGCACGACAUCAGCCAAGUCCUAAUGCCGGAUGUCCGACGACUUCGGGAUAAGUUGCACGUCAGUCGCACCACAAAGGGAGACGCCAUCGACGCGCUGGUCAUCGCUGUGCAGAAGCUGCACGAGACAUGUAAGAAACUGCAAUAUGUGCGCACCAUCAUUCUCAUCACCGACGGGCGCGGGAGAAUGGAAAUCGACAUGUUGCCAGAGAUCAAGAAGAAGAUUGUCGAAGACGGAAUCCACCUGAUUGUGCUAGGAGUCGACUUUGACGAUCCAGAUUACCAUCAUUUCAAGGAAGAAGACAAGGACCCGAUCAAGGCCGAGAACGAAGUCCUCUUACGCACAUUAUGCGAAGACUGCAAUGGCACCUUUGGCACCAUGUUACAAGCCCAUGACGAGCUGCAAAUGCCUCGAAUCAAGUCUGUCCGGCCCACAGCGGGCUAUCGUGGUUUCCUGACGUUGGGAAACCCCGAACUGUACGAUGACGCUUUCACGAUCAGCGUGGAACGAUAUCCCAAGAUCAUGAAAGCGACAGUUCCAAGCUCGAGCGCGUUUGUCGUUCGACAUGGUGGUGCCAGUAGUCAAAAUUUCACACAGCCGCAAAACGACGACAGUAAUAAUAAUAAUAAUAAUACCAACAGUCUUUCAGCAGUACGCAUGGCACGAACAUAUCAAGUCCACGACGAAAACGCGCCCGGUGGCAAAAAAGACGUUGGACGAGAUGAACUGGCGCAAGGAUACGAAUAUGGCAGAACAGCCGUCCACAUCUCCGAAAGCGAUCGUAAUGUCACUGCAUUCGAGACACUACCUGGUUUGGACGUGGUGGGGUUCGUGCACAAGGAUCACUAUCGACAGUAUCUCGACCUCUCGCGCGCGUACAUGACCGUGUCCAAGAAAGCGGACGAGAAGGCAUCGAUGGCGCUGUCGUCGUUAAUCCGCGCACUGUACGAACUGGAUUCGUAUGCCAUUGCACGUUUUGUAGCAAAGGAAAAUAGCAAUCCGAAACUCUUGCUGCUGGUACCGAAUAUCGAGCCAGAUUUUGAGUGUCUAUAUGAUGUCGAGCUGCCCUUUGCAGAAGACGUGAGAAAUUACAAGUUCCCUCCUUUGGAUCGGGUACUCACAGUGUCGGGAAAGUCGUUGAAGGUGCACCGCCAUCUGCCCAAUGACGAUCUGAUGUCGGCCAUGAGCGACUACGUCGACGCUAUGGAUCUGUCCCACGCUACCACCAACGACGAAGGAGAGAGCAUCGAGUAUGGCGCUCUCGACGAUACGUACGCCCCGAAGUUGCAUCGCUUACAGCAUGUUAUCCGGCAUCGUGCGAUCUUUCCCGAAGCGGAUCCGCCCGAAGCUCGACCCAUCAUUCACAAGUAUUCUCACCCUCCUGAAGAUCUCGCGGAAAAGGCAAAGCCUGCUCUGGAGCGGGUCAUCAAAGCGGGAGAGGUGAAGAAGGUACCUCCCAAGGCUCGCGGCAAGCGAUGGAAUCGCAAGGAAACAUCCAAGCCGCUAUCUGAUCUCGAUGUUGCAGCCCUCCUUGCCCACGACCCCGCCAGGAAGGGCAAGAGAAUAGAUCCCAAGAAUGCAAUUCCAGAGUUCAAGCAAAUGGUCGAAGCAGCAGAUGGCCUUGAACAGAUCGAGGACGCGUGUAAGCAACUCAAAUUUGUGAUUUUCGACUGGAUUAAGCAUUCUGUGGGCGGAUCGGCGUAUGGGAGUGCGAUCGAAGGAGUCCGCGUGAUGAGAGAGACGUGCGAGGAGUAUGAGCACCCAAUGCCUUACCACGCAUUCCUGACCGAACUCAAGCAAAAGGUGCUCGGUGGCGAGCUGGGUGGUGAUCGGAAGGAAAUGUGGUAUACCGUUCGUGUGAACAAGAUGCGGCCCAUCUUGAAGACCGAAUGCGCAGGGAGCGACUAUACCGAGGAGAUGUCCAAGAAGCUGAUGUCGCCACAUCUUUGAAGGGGGCUCUGUUUCGCAGGGUGCCGGGAACAUCGGGAAGCGAGAUUAUAGCAACUUGGGCAAAGUGAAGCAUGCCUUUUCAGAUGCCAUGUGUGGGAGCCGUGCUUCAGGAGGAGAAGAAACCCGUGCGUGCCGGCGCGGACCAAGGUUCCGCAGAAGAGAACGUUGUUCGACUUGAACAGCAAGUUCCGAAUGAAAUGUCGCAUGAUCUGAAUGUGUAGAUGCUGCAAACCUAGGUCCAUUUGUGAUACUGGGCCGAAGGGACCCUCCGUCACUGAAGACACCCACUUCGAGGAUGUCACAAUCGAGAGCGAUGGCAUGAAGUUCAACCAUUACACGUGAUGAGUCCCCAGAUAGAGUUGAGGCGAUCCCUUGAGGCUGCCCUGAAGACCUCCUUCAUUCGCAGCCAUCCCUCAUGGCAGUCACAUGUUGAGAUGUCGCAGUCUGAGCUGCUCUAUGAUGCCGCCCCGUACGAUUUGUCGAACGUUCAAGGGGCCACCCAGCCUGAGCCCGUGCAUGAAUCUAGACUGGCAACGGCCGCGUCGAUCCUGUCUAGCAUCCAACCAGAUGUAAAUCCCGGUUUAUACUGACCUAAUCGCAGCCCUUUCCCAAUUGUACAACCUUCUGGGCCCACAGUGUAGGUUAGGCAAUC